Messenger RNA from Bolinopsis microptera, 2554 nucleotides. Its product is annotated as major facilitator superfamily domain-containing protein 12-like. The transcript has 12 exons. Gene Ontology annotation, cellular component: plasma membrane. Lineage: Eukaryota; Metazoa; Ctenophora; Tentaculata; Lobata; Bolinopsidae. The coding region runs from base 302 to 1882 and encodes 526 amino acids. The record is from RefSeq and is a predicted model, not a curated record. Gene Ontology annotation, biological process: carbohydrate transport. Gene Ontology annotation, molecular function: symporter activity.
AAUACGCUGCAGUGAAUUAUCUUUUCUCUUUUGUUCAAUCUUCCGGUUUGAGCAUCAGCUGGCUGCAGGAUAUAUAUAUUCUUUUCUUGGCUCCAACGUAGCGGGUCCCUAAACUUUAAGUCUGAUACCUAGUCUGAUAUUAAAUGACAGUACCAAUUCAACUUCCACUUCACACUUCCAUUCCAUGUCGGAAUUGGGGCUGAUCUAAUCGUUUCGCUGCAAGUGUAAUUUGCGUUUUAUUUUAAUUUGCCGUCUGCUGAGAAGAGUGGUAUCUUGGAGAGAAAGUUAGGGUGUCCUGGUCAUGGACUGCUUAGUUGGACUGAAGGAAGCGUCAACUGCAGCCACUACAACUUAUACCAUAACUAAUGUUAACAGCAUGGAAAGACCAUACGAAUAUUCCAAGAUGGGAGAACUUGAAAUAGGUCUGAAGCAGAAGCUGAAGGAGAAGACUAAGCUGGGGGUGAUGCUGGUUGGGUUUAUUUGCAGCUGUGGCCUCUACGAGUUUGGUGGAGUAUUCUGGAUGACUUACUUUAACCCUUAUCUUCAGACUGCAGUAGGACUAUCAAGUGGUGAUAUUGGUACGAUAGUGCUGGUUGCCCAGAUAACUGAUGCUAUAGCUAACCCUUCAGUUGGUAUUCUUAUUGAGCAUCUCAAGAUUCCAUUAUUUGGUUUCAAUUUCAGAAAGAAACGAGGAUGUCAUCUUAUCGGAUCGAUCCUAAUGACAACACUAUUUCCACUGUUGUGGAUGAACUGUUCAUUCUGUAAUACAGAAUUAUCCCGGGUUGUUUACUACGGCAUAGUUGCAGCAGUAUUGAACAGUAUCACUCCUUUCAUGUUCCUUCCUCAUUUAUCAAUGAUUGCUCUCCUGGCGAAGAACGAAAAGCAAAGACUUAUCUUCGGAGGCAUCAGCUCAUUUGGCAAGCAGUUCUGGGGUAUCUUGGCUUACUCGACAAUGUGGCUCCUUAUCGGUACUGAUAAGAACGAUGAGAACCUGGGACAGCUUCUUGGAGAGAAACUAAAGAUAGCUUCCUACGUCGUGAGUGGAAUUGGAGUAAUAUGCACUAUAGUCUUUCACGCUUCUGUCUGGAACUUAGACGAGAACAAAACAGAUGCAAUCACUGACACCGACGGUGGGGUUCCCUCUAAAUCUUCUAUGAUCAGCGAUUUAAAGACAGUUGCCAAGAACCCUAACUUCUAUAUUUUAGGAUUACUCUAUUUCGUCUGCAGAUCAGAACUAAGUCUCUACAACGUUUACCAAGUGUUUUUCUUCGAGCAGACUCUAGGACUACCCAAGGAAGCUGUCGCCUAUUUACCUUUCAUAUACCUCUCAUUUGCUGGCAUUGGCAGUAUCGCAGUGAAGCCUAUUGUCAAGAAGCUCAAGCCGAUGCCAACAUUUGGACUUGCGAUUCUGGCGGUAAUAAUUGCAGGGAUAGCAAUUAUGCUGCAACCGAAACAGUACGGUAACGUUGUAAUCCUACCGGUGAUAUUUGUGAGCGUUGGAUCAGCGAUUAUGUACACUCUUUCACUGUCACUGACUUCAAGCCUUAUCGUCCGAUUGAGGGUAAGCGAUGUGGCGGUUUGGGGUGCCUUCAACUUGAUAGAUAGAAUACUGUUUGGAGUUCUGUUCGUUGUCGUCCAAGAGUUCAGACCUUGUCCCACUUCAAAAUCAUGCUGCGAAGCCUGCUCAGAUUUCUACCGUUAUGUGUUUGGAGGAGGUCUGGUUCUGUUCGCACUUCUGGCAGCAGCUCUCAUCCUCUCCACCAGAUUCACAGGAGACGUAUUUGCUACAAGCAGAGGAGAGGAUUAUCAGACCAAGGACAGUGAUAAGAAUCAGCUGAAACUGGAAGAGGUUGUAGAAAACCCUAUAGUGGAUAAAAGCUGAUACAGUUCCAUUUAUUUUCACCAGAGAGGGUUUUUACUCGGCCCUGCAGCAGUAGUAAAAGCGCACCAGCCCACUUUCUGACUUUGAGUUUGAUAGUUUGCUGUAUAAACAGUAUAACUUACAGAUCAUGUUAAUCAAUCUAGGAGCAUUAUAUUAGGUCUACAAAACGGUACUUGAUUGUUUGUGACGAGUUCAAAGACGGACAGUCAGGGAAUAUUCAGUGAGAUGCUCUUACUGAAGAAUUUGAGUCUCUUCAUCACUUCUUGUCUCAAUAUGACCUCAAAAUAUCAGUUGCUACCGCUCGCAAUUGGGUUGCGAGAAUAACAAAGAAGGUAAUAUAGCUCUAUUCUAUAGUGCGCGUCAAAACUACCAUAAGGAUUAUAUAAAAAGGCUCUGAAAAGAUUGUAUUGCAGAUUGCUCCUUGAUUAAUCAGCCGUUAAGAUAAUAUGAAGAACAACAUACAAGUCAAUUACAGCUUGCAUUUAAUAAUUAAUUGAUGAAAUUGUCUGAGUAUUGAGAGUCGAACUCUCAUUGACUUUGAACUUGAGUCAGAGCAAUCGAGCAUUUGUCCAUAAUUAAAUUAUUAACAAAUAAGACAAUUCAGAUGAUUGGUGACUGAAUUCAAAGGAUUGUCAAUGCGUAUUCUGUACAUAACUAAUUUAUUAUUUUCAC